CUCACCAGCAACACACCGACUGCUCAGCGGAAGACCACGACUACGAGCACCACGGCAGCCAUGGACGUUUCCUACUGCUCUCCUCUCCAGCUGCAGGACAACUCUUUCCUGUUUGAGUCCCUGCUGGACAAGCCUUACGAUCCUCUGGCCUACGAUCCAUCCUUGGACCCUGGUUACUUCAGCGCAUGCAGCAGCAGCCUGUCGCCCACCUCCUCUGUGGACUCCUACUGCUUCUCCCCCACCUCCCUCCAAGUGGCCGGAAGCGAGCCGAACUCCACGGAUCGUUUCGUCUUCAAAAGCCCCGCAGUGCCUGGCCUCCCGCAGGGGACGCAGCGUCCGCCUUGCUCCGGAUCAUCCGCCGCCACGUCCUCCACCGCGAGGAAAUCCAGAUCCAGGUACCCGGGGAAGAAGCGGCAGACGGCCAGCGAGAGAGAGAAGCUGAGGAUGAGGGACCUGACCAAGGCCCUGCAGCACCUCAGGACAUACCUGCCUCCCUCGGCGGCCCCCGCAGGACAGAACCUGACCAAGAUCGAGACGCUGCGCCUCACCAUCCGCUACAUCUCCUACCUGUCGGCUCAGCUCGGCCUCAGCGAGGAGGCCCUGGAGCAGAGAGCCUGCGGGUUUUCGGAGAAGCCCCAAAACCUCAUUGAGUUCUUGGGUCAGCCAGGAGCCGGCUACGGCCCCGUGAGCUCAGCACAUCUGCAGCCCUCACACCAGGUUUCAAAUGGAGUUUGCUUCACCAGCGAGCAGUUCUGGAUGCCACAACAGCAGCAACUCCAAAACGCCGUCUUCUCUGGACAGAGCUGAGACCCGGCCAUCAAUACACUAUUUUCAUUGCAACAAUGACCUCUAUGUAAAUCUCUGGACAAAACCUCUUCAUUUUGUUAUUUUGAACAGAAUAUAUUUUUUGUCCUAUUUUGUGCAUUUUUCUUUUUAAUGUAUAGAACUGUAUAUUUAUUUAGCUUUCACAACUUGAACAAAAUAAAGUUAAUUUAUCAA
Gasterosteus aculeatus aculeatus (three-spined stickleback) is the source of this 999-nucleotide messenger RNA. RefSeq names its product neurogenin-3. Gene Ontology annotation, molecular function: RNA polymerase II cis-regulatory region sequence-specific DNA binding; protein dimerization activity; DNA-binding transcription factor activity, RNA polymerase II-specific. Gene Ontology annotation, cellular component: nucleus. Gene Ontology annotation, biological process: regulation of transcription by RNA polymerase II; mesoderm formation; heart morphogenesis. Lineage: Eukaryota; Metazoa; Chordata; Actinopteri; Perciformes; Gasterosteidae. The record is from RefSeq and is a predicted model, not a curated record.